UAAUACAUGAACUUUUUAUUUUUUUCAUAUUUUUCGGUUUUUUUUUGCUCCUCAGUCAGUGUCAAAAUCGAUUUUUAAAGGGUGAGUUUAGCGCAUACUCACAAUAUUACCAUAGAAUAGCAAGGAAAAAAAAAAAAUAAGAAAAAAGUAAAAAGAAAAAAAAAUUUUCCUUUCAAAUUAGUUUUUCAAUUUUGUGGGGAAAAUAAAAUUACAAAAAAGAAAAAAAAAAUUUUUUUCAUUUCAUUAUAAAAUUCGAUUUUUUCCCUUAACUUCUAAAUUUUUUUUCUAAUGGUAAAAAAGCACAAUAAUAAAUAAAUAAAAUAUAAAAAAAUAUAAUAAGAAAAACAAAUAAAAUCACGGUAAAUAAAGUAAAAUAAAAUUUAAAUUUGAAUUAAAAUUGGUAAAAAAAAAAGGCAAUAAUACGCGAUAAGUAAAAUUAAUUUUAAUUUUUUGAUAAAGGUAAAAUAAAAUCAAAUAAUAAUAAUAAAAUUAAAAGUGUUCUAAAAUUAUUGUGUAAUCACAUAAAAAGCAAAAAUAAUAAAAAAAAUUUGUUUUUAAAUAAAAUAUAAGUGAAAUUAAAUAAUAAAAGCAUUUUUGUCUUUUAAAUUCAACCUACACAUAUAUAUAUAUAUACAUACAAAUUGUAUAUAUAUACACCUAUAAAUAUAAAAUAUAAAUAAUUUUUCUGAUAUACAUAAUAAUAAUAUACAUAACUUUGUGUGUAUAUCUAUAAAGCGAGAGGAGGGUUGACAAUAUUUAAUAAAAAUAUUCAACAUAUUCAACUAUAUACAUAUAUAUAUACUAUAUAUUUAAUAAUAUAAAUAAUAUAUAUAUAGUGUACAAUAAAUAAAUAAAAUAAAUAAAUAAAUAAUAAUAUUUAUAAUAUGUAUACAUAAUAAUAAUAAUAACAACAACAAAAAAAAAAAAAUAAAUAAAUAAAAUAUUUAACAAAAUAAAUAAAAAAUUCGAAAUUCGAAAUUUGAAAAGAAAACAUUUUUUAAUAUUUUAAAUAAAAUAUAAUAUAUAUUAAUAUAAUCGCAACAUUAUAUAUCGAAAAAAAAUUUUUAAAAUAAAAUAAGAAAAAAAAAACAAAAAUCAUAUAAGGAAUCAAAAAAAAAAAUUAAAAUGGCAGCAAACACAGGAAUUGUAUUAAAAUCAUUAUCAAUUUUAUUGGGAUUAUUUUUUGUAUUUGUUGGUACAUUAAAAUUAACACCAGCAAUUAGUAAAGAUUUAUAUAAAGAUUUGCGUACAGAAUAUGUGAAAUACGCAAAAGUAUUUCCAUUAACAGCUCUAUUGGGAUUUAAAAUACCAUCAAAAUGGUAUAGAAGAUCAGUUGGUAUUUUGGAAAUUGUUUGCGGCCUUGCAAUGGCUUUAAUUCCAAAUCAUAAAGUAAAGAACACUGCCAAUGUUACAUUACUUUUAUUGAUGCUACUUGGUGUCUAUCAGCAUUAUAUGGUCAGUGAUCCAUUUGAGAGAUCAGGACCAGCAUUAGUCUUCACAUUUAUGUUAAGUGGAAGACUUGUUGUCUGGUAUCAGACUAAUAAAAAAGAACAAGAAUUAGGUGGAACACCACAAACACAAGCAAAUGGAGUUAAACAGGAUUAAAUUGAAUUUUAUUUUUUUGAACCCUAAAUUAAUAAUGAGCACACGCAUAAAUAAAAUAUAAGGAAAAAGACUCAAAACUAACAAUAAUUAAGGAAAAAAAAAAAUUUAAAA
This is a messenger RNA of Condylostylus longicornis, 1716 nucleotides long. RefSeq names its product novel acetylcholine receptor chaperone. The record is from RefSeq and is a predicted model, not a curated record. Lineage: Eukaryota; Metazoa; Arthropoda; Insecta; Diptera; Dolichopodidae. The coding region runs from base 1126 to 1605 and encodes 159 amino acids. Gene Ontology annotation, cellular component: endoplasmic reticulum. The transcript is spliced from 5 exons. Gene Ontology annotation, biological process: positive regulation of protein localization to cell surface; chaperone-mediated protein complex assembly.